Thrips palmi is the source of this 1422-nucleotide messenger RNA. Its product is annotated as potassium channel subfamily K member 3-like. Gene Ontology annotation, cellular component: membrane. Gene Ontology annotation, molecular function: potassium ion leak channel activity. Bases 1 to 1422 code for a protein of 473 amino acids. The record is from RefSeq and is a predicted model, not a curated record. The transcript is spliced from 8 exons. NCBI's taxonomy places the organism in Eukaryota, Metazoa, Arthropoda, Insecta, Thysanoptera, Thripidae. Gene Ontology annotation, biological process: potassium ion transmembrane transport; stabilization of membrane potential.
AUGACGCCGCCAGCGACGCGGGCACGCCGCCUCAGCAGCUGCCUCCGCAGCUUCUUCACGCACCUCUUCUCCAACGUGGGGCUCUUCUCGCUCGUCGGCGGCUACGUGCUGCUGGGCGCGCUCCUGUUCGAGUCCCUGGAGGGCGGCUACGAGAUGAACCAGCGAGGCAGCAUGAAGGGCCACCGCGACGACUGCCUGCGCGAGCUGUGGGCACUCACAGAGAGGUUCAACGUGCUGUACCAGGAGAACUGGACGCAGCAGGCGCAGGAGCAGCUGCGCCGCUUCGAGACGCGCGUCGUGGAGGCCACCAAGGUGGAGGGCUACGACGGCAAGGACCCGCAGGACCAGGACCGGCAGUGGUCCUUCAGCGGCGCGCUGCUCUACUCCGUCACCGUCAUCACCACCAUCGGGUACGGGAACUUGGCACCGCGCACCCCGGAGGGCAAGGUGGUCACGAUGCUGUACGCGCUGGUGGGCGUGCCGCUGAUGCUGCUGUGCCUGUCCAACCUGGGCUCCUUCUUGGCGGACACCUUCCAGUUCGCGUACAGCCACGCCUGCUGCCGGCCGUGCCGCGACGGCCACGGCGACGUCCACGGCGACGGCCACGGCCAGAAGCAGCAGCUACAGCAGGAGCCGCAGCGGGUGGGCUACAACGGCUUCGGCGACGGCAGCGUGUACUACAGCAGCGCCGGCGGCGCGGGCGGCGUGCCCCUGGACUGGUCCCAGCCGUUCCGGGACCGGGAGCGCGAGCAGGAGCUCCACAACACCGUCGUGAAGACGGCCAACAACCGAGGCGGGCAGGUGGUGACGCGGCUGCAGCCCAAACACCCGGCGCACCUCACGCCCGACGUGCACAACUGCGGGCCGCACUCCACGCCGUCCCGCGUGCCGCUGCUGUGCCGCUCCAACUCGGCCUCGGGUAUGACUGGGGUGGACCCGGGCGCCAUGGCGCAGUCCACGCCGCUGGUGCUGACGGGGCUGGCGGCCUACAUCUGCCUCGGCGCCGCCGUGUUCGCCGCCUGGGAGGAGUGGAGCUUUCUGGACGGCGCCUACUUCUGCUUCGUCACACUCUCCACCAUCGGCUUCGGCGACCUGGUGCCCGGCAAGUCGCUCAAGAGCGCCGAGUCGCAGGGCGGCCAGCUGCAGGUGUCGGCGUGCGUGGCGUACCUGCUGCUGGGGCUGGUGCUCAUCGCCACGGCCUUCUCGCUGGUGCAGGAGGAGGUGCUGGCGCGGCUGUCGCAGGUGGCGCGCACCCUCGGCAUCAUCUCCAAGCACCACCAGCCGCUGCACCACCACCACCACCACGGCCUGCACCACCAGGGCCGGCGGCACUCGGCUCGGCACCACGCCGCCAGCCAGACCUCGGCCACCGCCACGGCGCAGACCCACCACCACAGCCGCAGACGGUCCGACCCCACAUGA